This is a messenger RNA of Cylindrotheca closterium, 876 nucleotides long. NCBI's taxonomy places the organism in Eukaryota, Bacillariophyta, Bacillariophyceae, Bacillariales, Bacillariaceae. The record is from the annotation of a GenBank genome assembly.
AUGGCGCAACAAUACCCCGCACAGAAACCGUCACAACCCUUUCAGCGAAAGAGAAAUGGCAAUGGAAGAAACUUUAACCACAAUAGAAAACGUCAGCGCAACCAAAAGACACCAGCGGAAGAAAAGCCUAAAAUUUCUUGCAUUAUCUGUGCUGUAGAAGAACCCAAAUACAAAUGUCCCAAGUGUACGGCUCGAUAUUGUACUGUGGCUUGUUGUAAGAAGCAUAAGGAGGUCUGUCCUGGAAUUCCUGGGAAUUCUACUGCUACUAGUUAUGACACGGCAUCGAAAGCAGAAUCAUCAUCGAGUCCGAGUAUUCCAACAACGAGCAAAAGCAAGUACACGAACAGCUUGGAUAUGGAGCAGACCAUGGCCCAAUGCGUUGCCAAACGACAGGAACAAUUAGAGAGCGAGAACUAUCAAGAUGAUGACGACGAUUCCAUUGACGAGGGCUGGAAGAUUACAGAGGAAAUGAAACAGGCUCUAUUUCAUUCCGAAUGGUUGCGUGACGAGCUACAAGAUGGAGGCUUGCGGCUUUUGAUAGGACAAGUCGUUUCAAUUCCACAUGGACCCCGAAAACAUCAAGUUUUGCAAGAAAUCAAAGAGAGAUAUCCCAGUUUUGGAGUAUUUGUUGACAAGUUGCUCUACUUGACGGGUGUUUUGGAGGAGGAGGAUGACAAGGCAACAAUACUCUCUAAGGAAGUAUUGGAGGCGGAUUGGACAGAAGAGGGAAUGCGACCGACGUUGGCUUUGAAGACAAAAGAAAAGAAGAAAAUGCCUGUCUUUGAGCCAGUCUCGCAAUCGUCGUCGAGUGAGGAAGAGGAUUCAUCAGGUUCCGAAGAGGAUGAUUCGUCAUCGUCUGAGGAGGAAUCGGACUGA